Rotaria sp. Silwood2 is the source of this 2028-nucleotide messenger RNA. NCBI's taxonomy places the organism in Eukaryota, Metazoa, Rotifera, Eurotatoria, Philodinida, Philodinidae. The record is from the annotation of a GenBank genome assembly.
AUGAAACGUACGUCAACAGCUUCACCAGAAUCACCGGAAUUCUUUCAUUUAGCUAAUUUAAUUGUUCGAAAAUUACUUGAAAUUGCUGGUUUGAAAUUACUUGGUCGUAAUUAUUAUUCAUUUGAUAAAAAAAUCGAACUUGAUCGAUACAAAUUAACACUCUUUCCCGGAUUUAUGACUGCUGUUAAUGUUUAUGAAGGUCAAUUAAUGAUUAAUGUUGAUUUAUCAACAAAAGUUAUGAAUAAACAAACAGUUUAUUCAAUUUUGAUGGAUAAAUUUAAUCGUAUUAAUGAUACUAAACAAGCUCAAGAUGCAUCAUUAAAAGAACUUGUUGGACAAAUCGUUUUAACACCAUAUAAUAAUGAAACAUACAAAAUUCUUGAUAUUGCUUGGGAUAAAGAUCCAAAUUUUCAAUUUACUAAACGUGAUGGUACACAACAAAGUCUUUGUCAAUACUAUCAAGAAAAAUAUCAUGUCAAAAUAAAAGAUGUACAACAACCGUUAAUAACUGUUAAAGGAAGUAAACGAAUGGCUAAACGUGGUCCGAAAAAAGAAGAAUCAGGAGUGAUUUUCCUAAUUCCAGAAUUAUGUUGUAUUACUGGUAUUUCGGAUUCAAUGAGACAAGACUUUUCAUUAAUGAAAGAAAUGAGUACUUAUACACACGUAGGACCAAAUGAACGAUAUCAACAAUUAAAUGGUUUUCUUAAUGAUAUUCAAAAACGUGAUGAAGGACGUAAAGAAUUAAGUAAAUGGCAAAUUAAUCUUGAUAAAGAACUUGUUCAACUUACUGGUCGUACAAUGGAAGCUGAAUCAAUUAUUUAUAAAGAUCGUACAAUUAAAUAUAAUCCAUUGGAAGCUGAUUGGUCUCGUGAUGGUCGUUCUUUAGCACAUCUUUCAGCUAAAAAUCUUGAUAAAUGGAUUGUUAUUUAUUCUCAACGUGAUUCACAAGUAGCUCAUUCAUUUGUUGAUUCUCUUUACAAAGUUUGCACACCAUUCGGUAUGCUCGUUGAUUUUCCUGAAAUGAUUGAAUUACCAAAUGAUCGAUCUGAAACAUUUAUUCGUGCUAUUGAAAAUAAAGCUCAUCCACAACUGGAUUUGGUUUGUUGUAUUUUGACAAACAAUCGAAAAGAUCGUUAUGAUGCAAUCAAAAAAGUUUUAUGUGUUGAUUGUCCUGUACCAUCACAAAUGCUUUUAUCAAAAACAUUACAAAAACCAGGACAACUAAUGUCAGUUGCAACUAAAGUUGGUAUUCAAAUUAAUGCCAAAUUAGGCGGUGAAAUAUGGGCUGUUCAAAUUCCGUCAAAAACUAUAAUGGUUAUUGGUAUUGAUACAUAUCGUGAUUCUCAAUCACGUUCAUCUCAAAUGAUUGGCUUUGUUGCAUCAAUAAAUCCGACAUGCACACGCUAUUAUUCACGUGUAAUUGAACAACGAAGUAGUAAAGAUCUCAUAACAGGAUUUAAAUCAUGCAUGCAAAGUGCCCUUCAAAAAUAUCAUCAAGUCAAUGGUAUGCUACCAGCAAAAAUUAUUGUUUAUCGAGACGGUGUUACUGAUUUUCAAUUAUUUGAUGUUAUUGAAAAUGAAUUACCAGCAAUAAAUGAAACUUGUAUGAAAGCUCAAGAAGGUUAUGAUCCAAAACUAGGUAUGAUUAUUGUUAAGAAACGUGGAAGUGCUCGAUUUUUUGCCCGUGAUCCACGUAACAAUCGUCAAUUAAUCAAUCCACCACCGGGUACAAUUAUUGAUCAUACUGUUACUAAUCAAGAAUGGUAUGAUUUCUAUUUGAUAUCCCAAAUGGCUCGUCAAGGUACUGUUGCACCAACACAUUUCAAUGUUAUUUGGGAUCGAACUGGAUUAAAGGUUGAUCAUAUGCAACGAUUAACACACAAAUUAUGUCAUUUGUAUUACAAUUGGCCUGGUACAAUUCGAGUACCUGGUGUAUGUCAAUAUGCUCAUAAAUUGGCUUUUCUUGCUGCUCAAAGUUUACAUACUCAACCACAUGAAAGUUUAACAGAUAAAUUAUUUUAUCUUUAG